Molecule: messenger RNA, 1011 nt
Organism: Solea senegalensis (Senegalese sole)
Lineage: Eukaryota; Metazoa; Chordata; Actinopteri; Pleuronectiformes; Soleidae
Product: cytochrome P450 26B1
Exons: 5
Biological process (GO): sterol metabolic process
Molecular function (GO): heme binding; oxidoreductase activity, acting on paired donors, with incorporation or reduction of molecular oxygen; iron ion binding
Source: RefSeq, a predicted model, not a curated record
CACACACAGACGCCUCUUGUCAAAAAAGAAAAUCCACGGCGUGUUUGGAGGAGAGUCCACGCGCACAGAGGAUCGUGGUGUUUGGACACGUUUCAGUUUGUUGGAGGAUCCCUCAGCUGCAGAUCCUUCAUCAUCCUCUUCAUCAUGCUGUUCGACAGCUUUGACCUGGUCUCGGCGCUGGCCACGCUGGCCGCGUGCCUCGUGUCCGUGGCUCUGCUGCUGGCCGUGUCUCAGCAGCUGUGGCAGCUCAGGUGGACCGCGACCCGCGACAAGAACUGCAAGCUGCCCAUGCCAAAGGGAUCCAUGGGCUUCCCGUUCAUCGGAGAGACCUGCCACUGGCUCCUGCAGGGCUCGGGCUUCCACGCGUCGCGGAGACAGAAAUACGGCAACGUGUUCAAGACUCACCUCCUGGGUCGUCCCCUGAUCCGGGUGACGGGCGCCGAGAACAUCCGCAAGGUGCUGAUGGGCGAGCACACGCUGGUGACGACGGACUGGCCGCAGAGCACGUCGACGCUGCUCGGUCCAAACUCGCUGGCCAACAGCAUCGGAGACAUUCACCGCAAGAGGAGGAAGGUGUUUGCUAAAGUCUUCAGUCACGAGGCCCUGGAGUCGUACCUCCCCAAAAUCCAGCAGGUGAUCCAGGAGAGUCUGCGAGUGUGGAGCUCCAACCCCGAGCCCAUCAACGUCUACAGAGAGAGUCAGAGGCUGUCGUUCACGAUGGCCGUCAGAGUUCUGUUGGGCUUCAGAGUUUCUGAGGAGGAGAUGAGGAAUCUAUUCGACACCUUCCAGGACUUUGUGGACAAUCUGUUCAGUUUGCCCAUCGACCUGCCGUUCAGCGGCUACAGGAGGGGAAUCCGAGCUCGUGACGCGCUGCAGAAAAGCAUCGAGAAAGCGAUCCGAGAGAAACCUCUGUGUCCCCAGGGGAAGGAUUACAGAGACGCACUCGAUGUCCUGAUGGAGAGCGCCAAAGAGAACGGCACCGAGCUGACCAUGCAGGAGCUGAAGGUGACA